AUGCAAGCUGAGACCAUUGUGAAAGUCUUCGUCAGUCGUUGGGUCGCCAUAUUCGGUGCGCCAUCCAUGAUUACGACUGAUCGAGGCGCGCAGUUUGAGUCCACACUUUUCCAAACUCUCCUCAAUUUCCUUGGCCGUACACGUAUUCGGACGACGGCCUACCACCCCGCGGCCGACGGCAUGGAUGAGCGUUUCCAACGCCAGCUAAGAACUGCACUGCGUGCCGCAGAAGAUCCCAAAAACUGGUCAGACAAUGUACCCGUUGCACUUCUUGGCAUUCGUGCGGCACUGAAGUCAGACUUAGACUGCAGCGCAGCCGAAUUUGUCUCUGGCACUACCCUCCCACUCCCUGGUGAGAUGGUCACCCCAACCUCUCGUGGUGCCGAAGAGACUUCCGAAAAUUUUGUGCAUCGUGCGCGACCAUUCAUGCGCUCGCUUUCCCCGGUUCCACAUCGAGCUCCAUUGACCGAGCCUUACGUUGAAAAAGGCUUAGCCAACUGCACACAUGUGUUCGUUCGGUGUGAUCGUGUGCGGAAGCCGUUAGAAUCACCAUACGAAGGACCGUUCCGUGUGCUUGCACGUAACAGCAAGACCUUUCGGAUCCUGCGAGGUGACAAAGAGGACGUAGUCAGCAUCGACCGGGUCAAGGCUGCUGUUGCAGAGGACUCCCCGGACGUGUCUCAAGGACAAGCAUGUGCUGCCCCAUACCUCCUCGCACUCCUUUUCCACUUUCCCCACCUAUCCCUCCGUCCCGUAUACUUCCUCUUCCUUCUUGUUCGCAGCAUCAAACUGCAACCUCUUCCUCCACUCUUAACUUGUCCACUACAACACCUUCUCAGCUGCCUCCAACAGUGCCUCCCGCAUAUAUCACCCGCAGUGGACGUCACGUUCACUUUCCCGAUCGUCUAG
Messenger RNA from Spirometra erinaceieuropaei, 909 nucleotides. The record is from the annotation of a GenBank genome assembly. Lineage: Eukaryota; Metazoa; Platyhelminthes; Cestoda; Diphyllobothriidea; Diphyllobothriidae.